Messenger RNA from Cordyceps militaris CM01, 549 nucleotides. Its product is annotated as ubiquitin-conjugating enzyme E2-18 kDa. The transcript is spliced from 3 exons. Gene Ontology annotation, cellular component: nucleus. The record is from RefSeq and is a predicted model, not a curated record. Bases 1 to 549 code for a protein of 182 amino acids. Gene Ontology annotation, molecular function: SUMO conjugating enzyme activity. Lineage: Eukaryota; Fungi; Ascomycota; Sordariomycetes; Hypocreales; Cordycipitaceae. Gene Ontology annotation, biological process: protein sumoylation.
AUGGCGCUGUGUCACAAUAGAUUACAAGAGGAGCGCAAGCAGUGGCGGAAAGACCAUCCGUUUGGCUUCUACGCGCGACCGAUGCGCACAAAGGAGAACAUUUUAGACCUGAAGAACUGGGAGUGCGGUGUGCCCGGCAAGGAGAAGACGAUUUGGGAGGGCGGCAUGUUCAAGCUGGUCAUGUCCUUUCCCGACGGUGAGGCUGAACCCAAUACUGUUGUGCGACGUCACGAGACUGACCAGAUGCGUUGCCCCCUAGGCAACGGAAGGAGAAAAGCUAACAAAAGUUGGAUAGGCAAAUUCGUCCCGCCACUGUUCCACCCCAACGUGUACCCCUCUGGCACCGUCUGCCUGUCGAUUCUCAACGAGGAGGAGGCGUGGAAGCCCGCCAUCACAGUCAAGCAAAUCUUGUUGGGUAUCCAGGACCUUCUCAACGACCCGAACCCCGAGUCGCCGGCGCAAGCCGAGGCGUACAACCUGUUCAAGCGCGACCGCGUCGAGUACGAGAAGCGCGUGCGCCGCGUGGUGCGCGAGAACCCGACACCAUGA